AACCCCCACUAGGUAAUGAUCAUCUCUCUCUUCCUUGGUUUCUUGAUGUGGGUUUAGCUUACAUGGGCUCCUUGUUUGUUUAAAUUAUUCAAUCUCUAAUCACACCACUCCUUCAACUCUACCAAAAUUCCAUGAGCCUCAAUAUCAUCAAACCAAAACCACCCACAUCAAGAAGCAUGUCCCCAUCUUUCCAUGGAUGAAGAUGAUUUCUCCUCCUCUCCUUCCCAACACUUCCCCUUCCACACCACUGCUAGACCUACUAGCACCAGUGACACUGGUACUGCUACACAUAUUACCACUACUACAAGUACAACCCAUGUUCUCGCCGCUUCAACGGCAUCCGGCAAGUGGGCCUCAAACCUUCUAACUGAAUGUGCACAUGCGAUCGCCAACAAGGACAGUGCUCAAGUGCAACACUUCAUGCAUAUCUUGAAUGAGCUAAGCUCCCCCUAUGGUGAUACCAACCAAAAGCUUGCUUCCUAUUUCUUCCAUGCUAUCUUUAAGAGAGUAACCAAUUCAGGUGAACAAGCCCACCAGACAUUGAUAUCAGCAUCAGAGAAGAUAUUCUCGUUCGAAUCGAUGAGAGAGAUAGUAUUGAAGUUCCAAGAAGUUAGCCCAUGGGCUACGUUUGGCCAUGUUGCUUGCAAUGGUGCAAUUCUGGAAGCUUUCCAAGGAGAGAACAAGCUUCAUAUAGUCGACAUUAGUAACACCUAUUGCACCCAAUGGCCCACCUUGCUGGAAGCCCUUGCAACACGUAGUGGUGACAUGCCUCAUCUCAAGAUCUCAGCCGUUGUUGUAGCGAAAGAUGGCGGGACCCACAGCCUCGCUGCAGCCCAAAAGGUUAUGAAUGAGAUUGGAAACCGGAUGGAGAAGUUUGCAAGGCUGAUGGGUGUACCAUUCAAAUUCAAUGCGGUCUACCAUAUUGGAAUGGACUUAUCCAGUUUGAAUUUCAAUGAUCUGGAGAUCGAUGAUGGUGAGGUGCUAGCCGUUAAUUGCAUCGGGACGUUGCACACUGUUACAGUUGCUGGGCCCCACCGCGAUGAUGUGUUGUCCAACAUCCGAAGGAUAAGACCCAAGAUCGUGACCGUUGUCGAGGAUGAAGCUGAUCUCGGCAUUAGCAUGGAUGGUAGUGAUGACUUCUUCAGGGUCUUCCAAGAAUGCCUGCGGUGGUUUAGUUUGUAUUUCGAGUCGUUGGAUGAGAGCUUCCCACGUGUAAGCAAUGAGCGUCUGAUGCUCGAACGUGCGGCCGGGCGUGCAAUCAUCGACCUGAUUGCAUGCCCGCACGCUACGUCAGUGGAGAGGCGGGAACGAGCCGUACAGUGGUCCAGGCGACUCCACGUGGCUGGGUUUGCACCUGUGGCAUUCAGUGAUGACGUGGCCGAUGAUGUGCGGGCGCUUCUCCAGCGACACCGAGAUGGAUGGUCCACAACACAAUGCCCUCAUGCAGGCAUCUUUUUGGCUUGGAAGGAACAACCCGUCAUGUGGGCGUGCGUGUGGAAGCCAUGACACGUGCAAGAAAGCGUGCCAGAUAAUGGCGCGUGCAUGGAUAUGAUUGGCACGUGUGCAUGGCAUGGAAUUGAUAUUGUUAACAUGAGAAGAGGAGAGAAUACAGUGUUUUUGUUGUGAUUGUCA
Molecule: messenger RNA, 1632 nt
Organism: Magnolia sinica
Lineage: Eukaryota; Viridiplantae; Streptophyta; Magnoliopsida; Magnoliales; Magnoliaceae
Product: protein SHORT-ROOT-like
Exons: 1
Coding region: 193-1506 (437 amino acids)
Biological process (GO): regulation of DNA-templated transcription; negative regulation of mitotic cell cycle; leaf development
Cellular component (GO): nucleus
Molecular function (GO): DNA-binding transcription factor activity; sequence-specific DNA binding
Source: RefSeq, a predicted model, not a curated record